Messenger RNA from Hibiscus syriacus, 377 nucleotides. RefSeq lists its product as uncharacterized. Bases 90 to 362 code for a protein of 90 amino acids. The record is from RefSeq and is a predicted model, not a curated record. Lineage: Eukaryota; Viridiplantae; Streptophyta; Magnoliopsida; Malvales; Malvaceae. The transcript has a single exon.
UCUAUUAUUAAACAAUAAACCUCGGAGAAAAUCUCCAUUUCUCCGUCGCCAAUCUUUUCUCCUUUUUAAUUCUACCUGUAACACCAAAAAUGGCUCGUCAAUUCGUUGUUUUCGCUUUGGUCUUGAUCGCCCUCGUCGGCCUGGUCUCCGCUGCCGGCUCCAAGUCCUCUAGCUCACCCGCUCCUGCGCCCGCUGGUGCCGGUGCCUCUGGUGGCCUUGCUGGUUCAACUGGAGCUUCUUUAAGCGGUGAUAGUUCUCCUCUUUCUUCGGCUCCUAGUCCUGGCAGUGGUGCCGCGGCACUUGAUGUCUCGACUGUUACCGGAGUCGGAGCUGCCGCCGUAGCUGGCUACUUUUUGUUUUAAACAUGAUGUGUUUAU